AUGGGACCGUCUAAAGAAGCGCCUCAGCAGCACAAGCAGCCGUCCCGCAAAGGCAAAAAGGCGUGGAGAAAAAAUGUCGAUGUGACCGAUGUACAGGCCGGUCUCGAGGAUGUACGACAGGAAGUGAUCAAAGGUGGUAUUAUAGCCGAAAAGCCUUCUGAUUCCCUCUUUACCCUAGACACCAAAGGCUCGGAAGCCAUCCAAAAAUCUUACAACAAAAUCCACAAACCCCUCAAAGCGGAUCAAAUCCUUGCUGAGCGUUCUGCCACUCCGGCUAUCGAUGGUCGAAAACGUUCUGCAGUAACCGAUGGAGUACUUCAGCCCAGCACUAAGAGAAGGAAGAAUAGUGUUAGUUCUAGAGAAUACGAGCGGCUUCGAGAGGUCGCAUAUGGGAGCCAGACUGUCAAAGACAUCAUCAAGAACGAUGGCGCGCCUGAUCAUGAUCCAUGGGCCGUGAAGCGAUCGGAGGCGGACGAACAAGAUCCCAAGUUUUCGUACCUGGACAAGACGAAGCCCAUUAAGGCCCCGACUACAUUGAAGGAGGCACCUGUCUCUUUAAUAGCAGGAUCACGCAAUGUUCCUGCGGUAACUGCGCCGAAGUCGGGAACAAGUUACAACCCAACUUUCCAAGAGUGGGAUGCCCUGCUCGUAGCCGAGGGCCAGAGAGAGGUUGAAGCCGAGAAGAAGCGUCGCAGAGAAGCAGAGCUUGAGCAGAAGAGACUGGACCGCAUAGCUGCGGCUGAAACCGAGCGAGAAACUGACAUACAGACUGAGGAUGAGUCGGCGUGGGAAGGGUUUGAGAGCGAUAACGAAGGUGCAGAGAGGUUGAAAAAGCGUAGGCCGGAGAGGAAGACGCCGGCCGAGAGGAAUAAAGUGAAGAGGAGGAAAGAAGCAGAGAGGAGGGAGAAGUGGGAGAAGCAAAUGAAGGAGAGAGAGAAGCAGCAGAGACGGAUUGGGGAAAUUGCAAGGCAGAUGAAAAACGAGGCGAAGGCUAGAGCUCUGGUGAAGGCCGAGCUUGAGAAGCCUGAGGAGGUGGAUGACCGGGUACUGAGACGGAGGAGGUUUGGAAAGGACGCGCUUCCAGAACCUCCAUUGGAGCUGAUCUUACCGGAGGAGCUGCAAGAUUCCCUGCGACUGCUCAAGCCGGAGGGUAAUCUACUCAAGGACCGAUUCCGAAAUAUUCUGGUCAGCGGUAAGAUGGAGACCAGAAAGCCAAUCCAGCAGCCGAAGAAGAAGCGUGUAUCGUAUACUGAGAAGUGGUCAUACAAAGACUGGGAUCUGGUUACAUAA
Molecule: messenger RNA, 1290 nt
Organism: Letharia columbiana
Lineage: Eukaryota; Fungi; Ascomycota; Lecanoromycetes; Lecanorales; Parmeliaceae
Exons: 3
Coding region: 1-1290 (429 amino acids)
Biological process (GO): ribosomal large subunit assembly; rRNA processing
Cellular component (GO): nucleolus
Molecular function (GO): 5S rRNA binding
Source: RefSeq, a predicted model, not a curated record